This is a messenger RNA of Chironomus riparius, 2238 nucleotides long. NCBI's taxonomy places the organism in Eukaryota, Metazoa, Arthropoda, Insecta, Diptera, Chironomidae. The record is from the annotation of a GenBank genome assembly.
AUGUUCAAGUCAUCUACAUUCGAUAAAACGUUGGAAACGGCAACAUCCCACUUGAAAUUAGAGCCUGAUUGGACAUCAAUAAUGAUAAUUUGCGAUCUGAUUCGCCAAAAUGAUGUUAGUGCAAAACAGGCUGUUAGUCAGAUUAAAAAGAAGAUGUUGUCACAAAAUCCUCAUACAGCACUUUAUGCUUUAAUGGUACUUGAAAGUAUCGUCAAAAAUUGCGGUGCUCCUGUUCAUGAAGAAAUAUCCAAUAAGGCUAAUUGCGAAGCAUAUACGAACUUAGUUCAGACAACAAUUCAUGAGAAUGUUAGGAAUAAAAUGCUAGAAUUAAUUCAGACAUGGUCGCAUGCUUUUCGUUCAGCAUACAAAUAUCGGGGUAUAAAGGAUACUAUGAAUAUUUUGAAGACAGAAGGCUAUAAAUUUCCAGAAAUGAAGGACAUAUCAGAUAAACUGUUUGCUUCUGAUGUAGCACCCGAAUGGGCUGAUGGUGAUGUAUGUCAUCGCUGUAGAGCAUCAUUUUCAAUUGUUAAUCGAAAGCACCACUGUCGUAAUUGUGGUCAAGUGUUUUGUGGACAGUGUUCUGGAAAGUUUAGUAUAAUUCCAAGAUUUGGAAUCGAGAAGGAAGUGCGUGUUUGUGAUGGAUGUUUUGAUCAGUUACAAAAGCCAGUGGUUCCUGUAGUUAAAAAGGACGAAGAUGAGCUUCCAGCUGAAUAUUUGACAAGUUCUUUAGCUCAACAGAAUCAACAGCCAGUUCGUAAAACGGACGAAGAAUUGAGAGAAGAAGAAGAAUUGCAAUUGGCACUUGCAUUAAGUCAAUCUGAAGCAGAAUCAAAAAAGAAGCAAGCAUUUGCUAAACGAAAUUAUCCAAAAUCGCUAUCUCCGGAACCGCCACAAAGAUCUCCAACUCCACCUGAAACUCCUUCAGAUCCAGAAUUAGCAAGAUAUUUAAAUAGAAAUUAUUGGGAACAACGACAAGUUCAAGAAACAAUGAGCCCAUCUGCUCCGAGUCCAAUGCCUUCAUCGAUUAUUAGCUUAAAUAUCCAAAAAACAUCUUCCGAGAAAGACAUUGAAAUCGAUGAGUUUACUCAAUCAAUGCGCACUCAAGUAGAAAUCUUUGUUAAUCGCAUGAAAUCGAAUUCAAGCCGUGGACGUUCAAUUGCAAAUGAUACGAGUGUUCAGACACUUUUUAUGAAUAUUACAUCCAUGCACAGUAGAUUGCUUUCUUAUAUUAAAGAAAUGGAUGAUAAACGUCUUUGGUACGAGCAAUUACAAGAUAAAUUAUCUCAAAUUAAGGAUUCCAGAGCAGCUUUGGAUGUAUUAAGGCAAGAACAUAUUGAAAAAGUGCGUCGCAUUGCAGAGGAACAAGAACGACAACGACAAAUGCAAAUGGCGUAUAAACUUGAAAUUAUGCGUAAAAAGAAGCAAGAAUAUUUACAAUAUCAGCGACAAUUAGCCUUGCAGAGAAUACAAGAACAAGAAAGGGAAAUGCAAAUGAGACAAGAACAACAAAAAGCUCAAUACAUGAUGGGUGGCAAUAAUUAUCAGUCAUUUAUGCCUUCAACUGGUUCGCCUUUACAUGCUCCGAACCAACAGCCACAGCAAUUUGCAGGUCAAUUUCCUGGAAACUUUGUAAACCCCCAAGCAAUUUACGGACAAAUUCCAAUUAACAGUCAGAUGCCAUCAAUAAAUCAAGGUUAUCCGAUGCAGCAAGGUCCUCAACAAGGACAGCAAAAUAAUCAGCAGUCACAAGUUGGACCUCCAAAUCCUCAAAGUGCUUUUAUGCCAAUUAAUCCAGCACAGAGCUCGAUCCAGCCUGGAAAUAUUCCAACCACAACAUUACCAGGCAUGAAUGCACAGACUACUCAAAAUGGUCAUCAGCAACCAAUGAUGAUGCCACCUGGCUCGCAAGUUCCUCCUCAACAAAUGAUGCAAGUUCCACCAAUUAUGUCUACUACAAUUGCGCCAUCGUCAAUGAUGCAAAGCAUGCAAAAUCCAAAUUUCCAGCAGCCUCAAGUUCCCCAAAUGCAGCAACAACCCCAAAUGAUGAAUCAACAAUUCCAGCCAAUCCCUAUGCAUCAAAACAUGGUUCCACAACAGCAGCAACAACAACAAUCUACUCAAAUGCAGCAUGCUAAUCAAAUAACUCAAUCUUCGCCACAACAAGUUGCACCACCACCUCCAGUAGAGCCAGAAAAACCAAAAGAAGUCGAAACAGCGGAAUUAAUUAGCUUCGAUUGA